Molecule: messenger RNA, 3528 nt
Organism: Aureobasidium pullulans EXF-150
Lineage: Eukaryota; Fungi; Ascomycota; Dothideomycetes; Dothideales; Saccotheciaceae
Exons: 1
Coding region: 221-3403 (1060 amino acids)
Cellular component (GO): cytosol
Molecular function (GO): oxidoreductase activity, acting on the aldehyde or oxo group of donors; FMN binding; flavin adenine dinucleotide binding
Source: RefSeq, a predicted model, not a curated record
CUUGACCAUUUGAUUGUUCGCGACAUCGACUUUUUUCCCGUGUCGUUCGCCUCGUCGCCGUUCGUUCUUCAUUCCCCUUUCCACUCGCUGUUUGUUAGUUAGUUGGAGUCACUCUGUGCAGUUAGCCAGGGCUUUUGAUUGUUCUCUUACAGCGGCAUUGUUGUUGCAGCCGAUUUAUUCUUCCACGCCGCAUCUUUAACCCCUCCACAAAAUACGAAACAUGUCGGCUUCCGAGCAACAAUCGUCGAGUCUGCCUUUUGGCCAGAACAUCGCCCUUGGUGAUAUUAGCGGUCCUACCUACCUGACUGCUCAGACUCUGGUUCAGCAGGUCGCAUACACCCUCUCGGACAAGAUCUUCUCGUACUCACCCGAGACCUUCGACCUCGAUGUCGCCGCAAAGAGCUGGGAAAGCGCCGGUGAGCAGAACGCUCACGGCUACAAGACCGGCCUCGCUUCCAUGGAGACUCGCUCCGGUGCUGGUUCAAUCGCUCUUGGUUACAUGUUCUCCAAGGACUUUGAUCUGAAGAAGCGUCACAUUCCUCAGUCCAUCGUCGCCUCGUCUGGCAGUCUGGUCCACUUGCGUUCCGCCCUCGAUCAAUUGGCCCUGCUCUACAACGUUGCUAACCCAACCGUUGCUCACGUCGCCGCUGUCGACUAUGCCGCCAACUCUUCCACUGGUCUUGUCACCGACUACGUCUCGGCCCUUCGUCUCGCCGAGGAACUCGGCCUCGGUCUGGUUGCCAGCGCUUCCACUUACGAGAUGCAGCACAUGUCGCUCUUCGCUACCCUGAUGGCAUCCAUCGUUCCUUCUCUCCACGUCUACGACGGUAUCACCGUUGGCAGAGAGACCACCAGAAUCAUUGAUGUUCUCGACAAGUCUGGCUUGAAGAAGACUUACGACGCCAUUCUCGGCGACUCAUCCUUGACCGAGAAGAAGCACUCUGACAACGAGGGCAGAGUCAGCCGUCUCUUGAAGGCCUUCAACAACGAGCUCGGUACCGAGUACAAGCUGUUCGAAUACUCGGGUCACGCUGAGCCUGAAUCCGUUCUUGUCGUUUUCGGUACCGUCGAGGCUUCUCUGGCUUCCCAGAUUGCCCGCGCUCUCUCCGAGAAGGGUGUCAAGAUUGGCGUUAUCAACGUCCGUGUGUACCGCCCCUUCGUCGAGGAGGAGUUCCUCGAGGUCCUUGCUCCUUCCGUUCAGAACAUUGCUGUUCUUGGCCAGGUCCUUGACCAGUCUGCCGUCACCGACGAGACCGAGCACUCCAACCUCUACAGUGACGUUCUUGCUGCCCUCAGCUUCGCUACCCUCAACAAGACUCCCGCUGUCUUUGACAUCAAGUACGCCAGAGAGCAGGUUUGGACUCCCACCUCUGUUGCUGGCCUUCUGCAGCAGAUUGGUCAGAAGAUCGACCACGCACCUUCUGACGAAGAGCGUUUCGAGCUUCCCACUGGCGGCCUGCAACAGUACACCUUCUGGGACGUUGACAGCUCCAAUGCUGCCUCUGCUCCCAUCAUGGUUGGCCAGCUUCUUUCUGGUGACUCUAAGCUCAAUGUUAGCGUUCGCAGCGGCCAUGACAACCUCGUUGCUGGUGGUGCCAUCCGCACUGAUAUCAGAACUUCGGCUAAGUCUAUUGAGGCUGCUUACUCAGUCAGCUCCGCUGACGUCGCUGUCGUCAAUGACCCUAGUCUGCUGAAGAGCUUCGACGUUCUCAAGUCCGUCAAGGAUGAGGCCACUGUCAUUCUCAAGCUUUCUGGCGUCAAAGAUGAUGAAAUCGAGAAGAGCCUCUCUACCGAGGUUCGCAAGGCUCUUGCCUCCAAGAAGAUUCAGCUCUUCGCUAUCGACACUGCCGCUUCUGCCAAGGUUGAGGAGCAGCCUGAAUUGGAGAGCUACCUUGUGCAGCUCGCUUUCCUUAAGAUUGCUCGCAACGACCUCUACGAGACUGGCGUCAAGAAGCUUGCUGGUGGCAACGAUGCUCUCGAGGCCCUCUCCAAGGAGCUCGAUGAGGUCGUCCGCAAGGUCGAGGUUCCCGAGUCUUGGCUCACUGUUGACCCCGAGGCCAACCAGCCCCCGCUCAUGCCUGAGGAUCUGAACAUUAACAGCUUCAUCAAGUUCGACAAGGAGGAGCCCGAGGAGGAGUACCUGCUUAGAGAUUGGGAGAAGGUUGCCAAGGGUCUUGCAUUCAAGGAGGCUUACGGUACUCAGAAUGCUCUGCGUCCUGACCUCAGCGUCAAGACUGCCGUCGUUACCGUCAAGGAGCGCCGUCGUCUUACUCCUAGGACUUACGACCGUAACAUCUUCCACAUCGAGUUCGACCUUGGUGAGACCGGUCUUACCUACGCCAUCGGUGAGGCUCUCGGUAUCCAUGCCGAGAACGACAAGGUCGAGGUCGAGGAGUUCAUCAAGUGGUACGGCCUCAACCCUGAGGAGGUUGUCGAGGUUCCUUCCCGUGAGGAUGCUCAGGUUUUGGAGAACCGCACUGUCUACCAAGCUCUUCUGCAGAACGUCGAUAUCUUCGGACGUCCUCCCAAGCGUUUCUACGAAGCUCUUUCCGAGUAUGCCUCUGAUGAGGCUGAGAAGACUCAACUUCUCCUUCUCGGUACCGGCGGUAACCAGGAGGCUCAAGUUGACUUCAAGCGUCGUGCCGAGGUUGACACUGUCACCUACGCCGACCUCCUGCUUGAAUUCCCUUCUGCUCACCCUUCGUUCCACGACAUCGCUCGUCUCGUUGCUCCUAUGAAGCGUCGUGAGUACUCUAUCGCCUCUUCGCAGAGAGUCACUCCCAACAGUGUCACUCUCUGUAUCGUCACUGUCAACUGGGUAGACCCCAAGGGUCGUGACCGCUUCGGUCAGGCUACUCGCUACCUCAAUGCUCUUGAGGUUGGCAAGACCGUCACUGUCUCUGUCAAGCCCUCGGUCAUGAAGCUCCCCCACAAGUCCACCGCUCCUAUCAUCAUGGCUGGUCUCGGUACGGGUCUUGCUCCCUUCCGCGCCUUUGUCCAGGAGCGUGCCUGGCAGAAGGAGCAGGGCAUGGACAUCGGUGCUGUCAUGCUUUACAUGGGUUCUCGUCACCAGAAGGAGGAAUACUUGUACGGUGAGGAAUGGGAAGCCUACAAGGAUGCCGGCAUCAUUACCCACAUGGGUUGUGCCUUCUCUCGUGAUCAGCCCGAGAAGAUCUACAUUCAGGACCGCAUGCGUGAGACCCUGAAGGAGAUCCGCCAGGCUUACCUCCGCGAGGAGGGUGCCUUCUACCUCUGUGGUCCUACUUGGCCCGUGCCAGAUGUCACCAACGUCCUCGAGGAGGCCAUCGAGGUCGAGGCCAAGGAGGCCGGCAAGAAGGUCGACUCGCGCAAGGUCAUUGACCAGCUCAAGGACGAGGAGAGAUACGUUCUCGAGGUCUACUAGAUGCAGCAAUCUGUCGCUUGUUCAAAAAAUGUGUUUUGCAGCUUCUUGUAAAUAGAAUAGUAUAUUGUUGAUAUGGAGAAUGAAUUCGUAGAAUAUGAUUUUCGCAUGAUCUCGAUCAAACCUGC